Molecule: messenger RNA, 660 nt
Organism: Prorocentrum cordatum
Lineage: Eukaryota; Dinophyceae; Prorocentrales; Prorocentraceae
Source: the annotation of a GenBank genome assembly
AUGCCUGUGGGUCUGCAGCUCUCAUCAUCGGGGUGGACUUCGAAGGGGGCUGGAGGAGGCAAGCAGUACACCGCAGAAGGCGUCCCUGAGUUGCGGAGCCUGGUGUCCACCCUAGAGGAGAUGGGAGAGAAGGGAGCCGCGGAGCACUACACGCAGCUGGUGCGAGGGUUGCAGGAGGCUUCUCGCCCAAUGCAGCCGAGCGCCGGAGCGGCCAAGCACGCGAUGCACCAGGCUAAGCAGAAGCAGCAGCUCGAGGCCGUGGUGCGUGCGGCAGACGAGCUGCAGGUGCGGCUCAAGAGUGCCAAGUCGGACGCGGUACUUGCCCUCCAGAAUUCUGAGACGUGCGAGGCCAAGUACCAUGUGGCGGUGCGGGCCCUCGCAGCGGACGUGCCUUCGUCGGGGCACAAAUCAGACGGCAUGGCUAGGCACGGCUUGGAUAUCGAACAGCUUCUUUCGGGGGGCAGCUUCGAGAUCAUUGGCAAUGACCGCUUCGGUCAGGAGCCGGCUGGCGUGGCGAACGCGGUGGCGCAGGCGGCGUACAACGCUGCUAGCGCAGCCCAGGCGCAGGCGGUGGAUGAUUCAGACGACGAUGCAGAGUUCCAGCGUGCAGCGGACAUGGUCCAUCAGAAGGCUUCAAGUGACUGCCAGUCUUCUCUUUAG